AUGUUCGCCCUUUUGGGCGUGACGACCCUCAUGGUGGUCGUCGGGUCGGCAUGGGCGUUGCUCACAGCCACAGAUGGAAAAGAUCUAAAAUCUCCGCAGAACGUAGAGGUCUCCAUCAUAGAUGACACCUUUACCCUGAGGUGGAACUGGAGCAGUGAGUCUAUCCGGAACGUGACUUUUUCAGCAGAUUAUCAAAUACCUGGAAUGGAUAACUGGAUAAAAUUGCCUGGGUGUCACUGUAUUACUGGUACCAAAUGCAACUUUUCUUCUGCUAAGUUAAAUGUUUAUAAAGAAAUCAAAUUGCGUAUAAGAGCAGAAAAAGGAAACAAUACUUCUCCAUGGUAUGAGGUUGACUCAUUUAUACCAUUUCAAAAAGCUCAGAUUGGUCCUCCAGAAGUACAUUUAGAAGCUGAAGAUAAGGCAAUAAUCAUCAACAUCUCCCCUCCUGGAAUAGAAGAUAGCAUCAUGUGGGCUAUGGAUAGUUUCAGCUUUAUAUAUAGUUUAGUUAUCUGGAAAAAUUCUUCAAGUGUAGAAAAAAGGAUUGCAACUGUUUAUUCUGGAGAUAAGAUUUAUAAACUCUCACCGGAGACUACUUAUUGUUUAAAAGUUAAAGCAAGACUACGUUUGCAGAGAAAAGUUGGUUUCUACAGUCCAGUGUAUUGUAUAAAUACCACGGUUGAAAAUAAACUGCCUCUACCAGAAAAUAUAGAAAUUGAUGCUAAAAAUCAGAACUAUGUUCUUAAAUGGGAUUACUCAUAUGAAAAUGUGACCUUUCAAGUUCAGUGGCUUCAUGCUUUUUUUAAAAAGACUCUUGGGAACCAUUCAGAGAAAUGGAAACAAAUACCUGAGGGUAAAAAUGUCAAAACUACCCAGUGUGUCUUUCCUCGGAGAGUUUUCCAAAAAGGAAUUUACUUCCUCUGUGUACAAGCAUUCAAUGGAGUUAACACGUCUCUUUGGUCUGAAGAGAAAAAAUUUGUGCCCGAAAUACAAACUGCCAUAUUUCCCCCAGUCAUUAGCGUGAAACCUAUUAACAAUUCCCUGCGUAUCUAUCUUGGUGCUCCAAAAGAGUCAGAAAACAAGUCUGUGAACCAGUAUUACCCAAUAAUUUAUGAAAUUGUUUUUUGGGAAAAUACAUCAACUGCUGAGAGCAAAAUGCUAGAGAAUAAAACUGAUUUUACUCUUCCUAACUUACAACUGCUGACUGUGUAUUGUGUCAAAGCAAGAGCACUUGUUGAAGAUGAAAAAUGGAAUAAAAGCAGUGUUUUUAGUGAUAUUGUAUGCAAGAAAACACAGCCAGGAAAGACCUCCAAAACCUGGAUUAUAAUUGGAAUUUGCAUUGCAUUAUUUUCCUUCCCACUUGUCAUUUAUGCUGUGAAAGGCCUCUUGAAAUGUAUCAAAUAUGUUUUCUUUCCGUCACAUAAACCUCCUUCCAGUAUAGAUGAGUAUUUCUCUGAAAAGCCACUAAAGAAUCUACUCCUUUCCACUUCUGAGGAACAAACUGAAAGAUGUUUCAUAAUUGAAAACACAAGCACUAUUACUACCUUCGAAGAAACACAUGAAAUUGACGAAAAUCACAAACAAUACAAUUCCCAAACUAGUCGAGACUCAGGAAACUAUUCUAAUGAAGAAGAAAAUAGUGAGGAUAAAGCAAGUGAAAACUUCUACAGCAGAAGACCAUGUGACCAGAAAUGA
Molecule: messenger RNA, 1692 nt
Organism: Choloepus didactylus (southern two-toed sloth)
Lineage: Eukaryota; Metazoa; Chordata; Mammalia; Pilosa; Megalonychidae
Product: interferon alpha/beta receptor 1-like
Exons: 1
Coding region: 1-1692 (563 amino acids)
Biological process (GO): cytokine-mediated signaling pathway
Molecular function (GO): protein binding; interferon receptor activity
Source: RefSeq, a predicted model, not a curated record